AGUUAAUUAAAUAUUUCUGCUAAACAAUGAAUUGCCGAUUAUGGAUGUGUAUUGUGCAAUGUUUGAGCUUUCUUGGGACUCUCUGUCCAAGUAAGCGUGAUACUGGAUUUUGCAUGUCACCAGAUAGCAUUGUCAUUAGAUGCUGCAUAGGGUUUUAUAUUAGUGGAGACAACUGUAUAGAAUGUGAACCAGGCACAACAGGUAAUAACUGCUCCUUGACCUGUCCACCAGACUUCUUUGGACUUCAAUGUAGUGAACAAUGUCACUGCUCUCCGGACAAGUACUGUGACCCAACAAGUGGCUGUUUGGCAAACAGUUCAGUAAUUACAUCUACAGGUUCAGGACGGGAAACAUCUGAUACAAUGACCAAAAAUCCAAAAGUUUCUGACUCAAAUCACUUUGACAAGACGGAAAUCCUGAUAGUGUGCAUCCUUCCUUUCUCAGUACCUGUCAUCGUCUGUUUUGUCAUUGGCAUGGUUUGUAUCAGGUAAAAGUUUUUACCUACUUCUUACAUUAAUAUCAUUGUAAAUUAUUAUUCAUUGUAUAAAUCAUUGAUACUCUAAUAAAGAAUGUCUUUAAG
Messenger RNA from Magallana angulata, 580 nucleotides. Its product is annotated as cell death abnormality protein 1-like. The coding region runs from base 27 to 491 and encodes 154 amino acids. The transcript is spliced from 5 exons. Lineage: Eukaryota; Metazoa; Mollusca; Bivalvia; Ostreida; Ostreidae. The record is from RefSeq and is a predicted model, not a curated record.